AAUGCCAGAGAAAACAAGUAAUCCAUAUGAACGCAGGCUCAACAAAAAUGAACGAAUUCUGUCUAGUAGAAAAAAAAUUUUUUUCGAACCUGAACUAUAAUCUUUUCUCUCUCUCUCUCUAUUUUUCUCUUCUCUUUCUCUCCCUCAAAUAACGAGAAGAAGAAAAUAAUAAUCAUCAUAAUAAAAUCAGAAGAAAAAGAAUUUUUUGUCUUCAUCUCUCUCUCUUUUUUCGCUCGAAUUUUAUUCUGUGGUUCCAUCUCUUUUAUUAACAUUCUAUUCGAGUGCUGUAACAUAUUCCAUUCGUGCUAUUGUUUCAAGUGAAAUCCAUUCAAAGUCAACAGAACAAAAAUACCAACAGUUAACAAAUCAGCUUACAGUUAAGUUGAUUCCAACAAUCAACUAAUCACUCAUCCACUUUUCACCUUCCAACCAACAGUUUUAAUCGUCGAAAAGUGGAUAAUAACAAUUACCAGCAAUUAGCUCGUAUUUAGAUCGAGUUGAAAGGAAAAAAGAAUAAAAGUUCUGAAAAGAAGAAAAAAUUUCGACAAACUUUACAAUCGACAAUUAAAUCAUAUAAAUAAAUCAUAAUCAAAGUAAAUUUAAGUUACCAGAGCGGAAAAAUCAUCAAAAAUGUCAACAGUUACUGAUAAUCUGUUAUCAUCAUCAACCAACAAUCAACUGAUUGUACCAACAACUACAACAGGAUCUUCAUUGGUUAACAUGAGGAGAUCAUCUCGUCUAUCAACAAUCACUUUAAUUGUCACAAUUUUGAUGACAAUUUUAAUCAACCUGAGCAACAGCAACAAUUAUCAAGUUGAAGCCUUUUAUAAUACCAAUGAUCCCGAAGGCUUUGAUGAUUAUAUUUUAAGCAAUUUACAAUUAGCUGGUGGAGGAGAAUCAAAUUUGAUCAUUGAUUCCAACAAUUUACCGUUCGAAAGGUUAUCCUCAUCAUCGCGAUUAUCAUCGGCAUCGUCCCCUGUUGGUUCAGUUAUCACCAUGAAAAGAUCGUGUAUAAAACGAUCGGGAAUUUGUGAUAAUCGUCCGGCUGAUUGUUGUUUAAAUUCAGUUUGUCGGUGUAAUUUGUGGGGAGCUAAUUGUCGUUGCCAGAGAAUGGGACUAUUUCAACGACUUGGACGUAAAUAAUUACAACAAUCAACUCUAAUUAUGGUCAAUUAAACACGAACACAAUUAACUUAUUAUUAUACUUUAAACUUUAUCGAUAGAUUUUUGUUUUUUUCCCUUUUUGUUAAUAUUAAUUUUGUGAUUGUCUAUUGAAACAAUGUUACUUCUUGUUGUUGAUUUAAUCAAUCAAUAAUUAACGAUAAUCAAAAGUUAAUCAACUCAUCAUCAGUUAAUUGAAGAUAACAUGAAUAUAUAUAAAUCAAUUAAAGCUCAAAAAUCAAUCAAAUUAAUCAUUAGGAAAGGAAUUAACUUUUGUAUCAAUUUGCAAUUGUCUUCCUUUCAAAUGGUUAAUCAAAAUGUAAAUUAACUCGAGGACAAUUUACUUAAUCAUCGUAUGGAAAACAACAGGAGAAAACUUUAAAUUGAUUGUUGAAGAAGAAAAAAAAAUUAAAUUAAAUUGUGAAUAAUGAUCAGAUUUAAUUGACAA
Molecule: messenger RNA, 1609 nt
Organism: Panonychus citri (citrus red mite)
Lineage: Eukaryota; Metazoa; Arthropoda; Arachnida; Trombidiformes; Tetranychidae
Exons: 2
Coding region: 631-1143 (170 amino acids)
Cellular component (GO): extracellular region
Molecular function (GO): ion channel inhibitor activity
Source: RefSeq, a predicted model, not a curated record